AUGGCCGAACAAUCCUACAUCCUCGCCCUCCAGCCCUACCUCGCGCUCGCCAAAUCCGCGACGGGCCGCGCCGCCGCCGACCUCGUGACGCAGGCCACCCAGGCCCCCGGCGUGUUCGUGUUCUCGGAGCUCCUCGAGAUGCCAAACAUCCAGGCGCUGGCCGGAAAUGCCGAUGGCGCAAAGUAUCUGGACCUGCUCAAGAUCUUUGCGUAUGGGAGUUACAGCGACUACAAAGCCAACGCCACCGCCCUCCCCCCCCUCAACCCCGCCCAACUCCACAAGCUCCGCCAACUCUCCCUCAUCACGCUCGCCUCCCAGGGGCCCUCCCACCUCACCUACGCCUCCCUCCUGCGCACGCUCGACCUGCCCAGCACCCGCUCCCUCGAAGACCUCGUCAUCUCCUCCAUCUACGCCUCCCUCCUCAGCGCCAAACUCGACACCCAAUCCGCCCUCGUCGAGGUGUCUAGCACCGCCGGCCGCGACGUCGCGCCCGCCGAGAUCCCGGCCAUGAUGCGCACGCUGCAGAGCUGGGGCCGCGUGUGCGAGGAGGUGCUGGGCGACCUGGAGGCGCAGAUGGCCGCGAUCCGCGACGACGCGGUGAGGAGUAGGCGCGAGCGCGAGGAGUAUGAGCGCGUGCUGGCGGCGACAAAGGAGCAGGGGCGCGGCGGCGAGGGCGAGAAGGGCGGGAAGGGGAAGAGGGGCAUGGCGGAGGGGGGCGAGUGGGAGGAGGAUGAGAUGGAUCUGGAUGAGGCGGGGUUUGGCGAGGCGGCGGGAGGAGGAGGCGCGAAUACUAGUAAGAGGAGGACGAAGGGGAGGUUGGGGUUGGGGUUUGGUAGUGGGGGGAGGAGGAGGUAG
Molecule: messenger RNA, 855 nt
Organism: Morchella sextelata
Lineage: Eukaryota; Fungi; Ascomycota; Pezizomycetes; Pezizales; Morchellaceae
Exons: 2
Coding region: 1-855 (284 amino acids)
Cellular component (GO): COP9 signalosome
Source: RefSeq, a predicted model, not a curated record